Messenger RNA from Morus notabilis, 2100 nucleotides. Its product is annotated as DEAD-box ATP-dependent RNA helicase 35. Gene Ontology annotation, cellular component: spliceosomal complex. Lineage: Eukaryota; Viridiplantae; Streptophyta; Magnoliopsida; Rosales; Moraceae. The transcript is spliced from 4 exons. The record is from RefSeq and is a predicted model, not a curated record. Gene Ontology annotation, molecular function: RNA binding; RNA helicase activity; ATP binding. The coding region runs from base 153 to 1916 and encodes 587 amino acids. Gene Ontology annotation, biological process: mRNA splicing, via spliceosome.
UUUUCCCAAAAUUUCAGUUCCGAAUUUGGGGAUUUUCUUCGAAACCAUCCCUGACGCCGCACCUCGCUCUGCACCCAGACCAGUCGACAGAAGCGAGCUUGAAGUUAGGCUUUUGGUUUCCGGAGAAAGGUUUUGGCAGUGAAUUGAGAAACAUGGAAGAAGAAGAUGAUCAUGUUGAAUAUGUACCUGUGGCGAAGAGGAGAGCAAUGGAAGCUCAGAAGAUUCUUCAGCGCAAGGGAAAGUCUUCCGCCCUCGAAGAAGAGUUGGAGAAAUCCAAACAAGCUGAAGCCAAACCAAGUCUUCUCGUCAAGGCAUCCCAGUUGAAGCGAGAGGCUCCUGAGAUUAGUCCAACUGAACUGAUUGUGCAGCAGGAGAAAGAGAUGAUUGAACACUUAUCGGAUCGGAAAACUCUAAUGUCGGUUCGCGAGUUGGCCAAGGGGAUAACUUACACAGAUCCUCUGCCCACGGGUUGGAAACCACCGUUGCCGAUCAGAAGGAUGUCCAAAAAGCAGUGCGAUUUGAUUCGAAAGCAGUGGCACAUCAUAGUGGACGGUGAAGAUAUUCCCCCGCCAAUUAAGAAUUUCAAGGAUAUGAGAUUUCCUGAACCGGUUUUGAAGAAGUUGAAAGCCAAGGGGAUUGUUCAACCGACCCCCAUUCAGGUGCAAGGUCUUCCAGUGAUUUUAUCUGGGAGGGAUAUGAUUGGGAUUGCCUUUACUGGGUCGGGGAAGACGUUGGUUUUUGUGCUUCCCUUGAUCAUGGUGGCACUGCAAGAAGAGAUUAUGAUGCCAAUUGCUGCAGGAGAAGGGCCAUUUGGACUUAUCAUUUGCCCUUCAAGAGAGCUGGCCAGGCAGACUUUUGAAGUAGUGGAACAGUUUCUAAUUCCCCUAAAAGAGGCUGGAUAUCCAGAACUGAGGCCAUUGCUCUGCAUUGGCGGAGUAGAUAUGCGGACGCAGUUGGAUAUUGUGAAGAAGGGUGUUCAUAUUGUCGUUGCUACUCCUGGGAGGUUGAAAGAUAUGUUGGCAAAGAAAAAAAUGAGUCUUGAUAAUUGUAGGUUUCUAACUCUAGAUGAGGCCGACAGACUGGUAGAUUUGGGGUUCGAAGAUGACAUAAGAGAAGUGUUUGACCACUUCAAAGCUCAACGGCAAACUCUCUUGUUUUCUGCCACCAUGCCCACGAAAAUUCAGAAUUUCGCUAGAAGUGCUUUGGUAAAGCCUGUCACGGUUAAUGUGGGGAGAGCAGGAGCUGCUAACCUUGAUGUUAUUCAGGAGGUUGAGUAUGUCAAGCAGGAAGCAAAAAUUGUCUACCUUCUUGCAUGUCUGCAGAAAACUCCACCUCCUGUUUUAAUAUUCUGUGAAAACAAAGCCGACGUGGAUGACAUCCAUGAAUAUCUUCUCUUAAAAGGGGUCGAAGCAGUGGCCAUCCAUGGAGGAAAGGAUCAGGAAGAUAGAGAGUACGCCAUUGCAUCCUUCAAGGCAGGCAAAAAAGAUGUUCUUGUUGCCACUGAUGUUGCCUCAAAAGGGCUGGAUUUUCCUGAUAUCCAACAUGUCAUUAACUACGACAUGCCGGCAGAAAUUGAGAACUAUGUUCACAGAAUUGGACGAACAGGAAGAGGGGGCAAGACUGGAAUAGCCACAACGUUUAUAAACAAGAAUCAGAGUGAGACAACACUUCUUGACUUGAAGCAUCUCUUGCAAGAGGCAAAACAGAGAAUACCACCUGUGUUGGCCGAUCUUAAUGAUCCAAUGGAAGAUGUGGAUGCAAUUACCAAUGCUAGCGGGGUCAAGGGUUGUGCCUAUUGUGGUGGGCUUGGUCACCGUAUCAUCGAUUGCCCCAAAUUAGCGCAGCAGAAAAACUCCGCGAUUGCUAGCUCUAGAAGAGACUAUUUUGGUUCUGGGGGUUACAGGGGAGAAAUAUAAUAUAUUGUCUGUAUAUGUGAUAUUGACGUCACCCUUUUUUGUAAUUUAAUAAACACAGCUUGUGCCAGUGGCCUAUCCAAAUAGGCAGGAAUAUGAAGAUGUAACAUCAUGAUAUUAAAAAAAAACAGUGAGCAACGGAAGCAUAUUAUGCAUUGCGGGGUAUAAUUUCAUUUUCAAUUUCUUA